This is a messenger RNA of Pelobates cultripes (western spadefoot toad), 33169 nucleotides long. The record is from the annotation of a GenBank genome assembly. NCBI's taxonomy places the organism in Eukaryota, Metazoa, Chordata, Amphibia, Anura, Pelobatidae.
CGCUCUGCCUGUCAGCAAUGAGUGGCACUAUGUCUGCUCACCGCCGCUUUAGUUAACGCGGUGACGUGUUGUGUCAGUAUACAAUGCAGAAAGGGGAGAAUGCUCCUCAUUGUGAAGCCGUUUAAGUAGUCUGUGAAAGUGUCGGUUUAGCGGGCAGGCUCUCGGACACCCUAAACCGGGGCCUCGGGCUGUGCCAGUGUAGUCGGUGCUGCCGGUGUGAGGAGUGAGCUGGUAAUGCCGAGCGAUGGGGAUUGUGGACCGGUAGCAGUGGGUGGGACACUGACUGGGUGUAAUGAUUGGGGAGACCAGCAGGUUUCCUGUGGCCCCUGGGUGUUGGGGGAGAAUUGGUCCAUUGACUAUAGGAGGGAGGGAGGGAGGGAGAGAGAGAGAGAGAGAGAGAGAGAGAGAGAGAAAUAGAAAUAAAUAAACCAGCUUUCUAUCAGCUCACCUAUCAGUGCUAAACAAGACUGUGUGAGUGGGACAGAAUAAGACAGCGCUCUGUGAGUGGGACAAUAUUGGGCACAAACUUUCCUGGUCAAUGGGAGAUGGAAAGGGCUACUUUAUAAUUCUCAAUAAAGUCUCCCUCUAUUGGGGUUUUACUUUAUUGGUAAUUAUAUAUCAAAUUAGGGUUAGUCACUUUAAUUGCUUGGUUGACCAUUCAUGUGCUACAGUUAUUUUUCUCUGUUACAGUUAUAUUUAUUAGUAGUAGUAGUAGUAGUAGUAGUAAUAACAAUAACAUUAUUAUUAUUAUUAUGAUGUGCUACUUUGAAGUAUGUAGUAUUCAUGUUCUGGUACUGUGGGAGGGAAAUCAAGGCAGUUCAUUAAACUGCUUUAAAUUAACAGUUCACACUGUAGUGAAUAAUCUAGUGUGGGUUUGUUUUUGAUUACUUAAUUAAUGUCCCCUCCUGCAGCGCUAUGCUAAUAAUUAUUUAUACAUACUGCUUGGAGGCACUUUGUAUAUGUUAUCUGCCAGCAUGAUAGUGUAAUGUGUACAGGAAAGUAUGGUGGUUGUGGGGUUACAUGCUGCGAUACUGGCCAUUAAUAGCUUAUACAGGAUUCUUAAAAAGAAGAAAAUUCUAAAUACAUAUUUAAUUAAAAAGGCCUUCUUUUUAGAACUGCAUUCAAGCAAAUCUGUCAAAUAUGAGCAUAUCUAACCAGAAUUUAAUUGUGUUGUGAUUUUUAAAAAAUUUUUUUUUUAAUACAUGCUCUGCUGGCAUUGCAUGUAAACUAAUAUAACCCCUGCUGUAUGCAUGGCCCGUACAACAUUACUGAAGUAAUGUCCAAACAUGUAUGCACUGUAUGAUCUUUCUCUGUAUAUGCCCUCAUGAGUACACUCAAGGGGUUCGGAAAUUACUGGUAGUGAGUUUUUACCUGCCUCUGAUGCAUUAUUCACAACAAUUAGGAUCUUAAUGUCUACUGGCGUGAGAGAACAAGGUACUGUGACUUCCAGAGUUUAUUUAGGCUCUAUCCUCUGGUAAUAUGUCAAACCAUUUGACAGUGGCCUUGCUGUGUCUUAAUUCAUAUAUCAUGCUAAAUCAUGACUGUUCUCUUAUACCAGUCAUUAAUCGUUCACAUAUAGAAUGUUGAUGAAUAAAAAACAUUUUUUUUCAAUACAUUCAAAUAUUUUGCUCUGUACUACAUGUACAAAAUAUAAUCUUUUCAUGAAAUACCUAUUUACAUGCCAUCAAAUCUAGUGAUUUAGAAACAAAGAAUGUGACGGCAGAUAAGAACCAUUCUGCCCUAUUUUUGAAAUCCUUUUAAUUAGUCCCUGGCCUUAUCUUAUAGCUAGGAUAGCCUUAUGCUAUUAGGGCUUCAUCCCUGGGCUAUGUUAAAAUAUAUAAUGCUUUUAUAACUACUCUUUCAUGGAUUGUACAAAGUACUAAUCUAUGCACUAACCAUCCUAGCCUGUCAUAAAGAGCCAAUAAAUAUGGAUUCUCAUAAUAAUGAUUUUAAGCAAUUUAAAAAGACAAUACAAGAAUUAAAUAAAUACUAUCACGACCACCUGUUCAUUUCCCCCCAUAAUUAUUGGAUCUUGAUCAGGAUUUACUCACAUUUUUGGAACACUUCCUUAGCUGCACUUGUUAUCUGAAUUUGCUGCACUCUGCCAGACCACUAGAUUAACUCUGAAAAUGCAUUUUUCUAAAAAACAUUUACCUCCACUAAUAAUCAGUGAAAAUGAGCGUAUUCAUCGCCUGCUUGCCACUUUAGCCAUUCCAUCUCCUGGGAACAUCUUUCCUUACAAUCUAUUCUUUUGUGCGUCCCGUUUAUAGUUUGUUCAGUCUCUUCUUUCCUUUGAAACUCUAGAUUAUUUGUCAGCUGCAGCCCUAACUCCUUACUAAACCUUAUGGUGAUUGUAACUCACAAAAAAAGGAUUCAAACUAUCAAUCGUUUGUACACCGGUAUUUUAGUGAAUAUGGUAUGCUCUGUUUUAUGGCUCUAUUUGCUAUUUGCCCUAUGUACAGUGCUGCUGUGAUGAGCCAUGCUUUAUCAAUGUGUUUGAUAAACCUUGCUUGAUUGGGUUCCCACACGAUGUAGCAGGACUAUUGUGAAAAUAGGUUAACAUGGCAAUAUCACUAAAUGGGGCAUAACAAGUGAUUUCAAGGUAGUUAAAUAAUGGUGUAAACAAAAUGUACAUAGCUCUAAUAGUUGUUUUUUUUUUCUUUUUAUUAUAUAUAAAUAUACAUACUUACUGCUACUUUAGAAGCUUUUAUACAUUAAGGUGAACUGAUCAUUACAGCCUUAUUAUCUCUAUCAGGCCAUGAUAAUAAUUUUGAUGUAUCUGAGUAAGAACACAAAACUGUUGGUACAGUACCUAAAAUGCUUUAUUAUUUUAACCUGCAGCACAGUCGUUGCAGUGUGUACAAAGAUGAUGUCCCGGGCGUACAGCUGGCUGCUUCUUUCUUUUAUCUUUGUGCCUUUCAUCAGUUUUGUGUUUGCCAGGAGAGGGCAGGAUUUACAUUGUGGAGGUAAGAUUUCAAGUAAUUUUAAACUGCACAUACGUCCUACGUUUGUUUGGGUUACUUUUUUCUUUUUUGUUAAUAUUAAUAUAUAACAUUGGCAUUUAGUUAAUAAUCGAAUAAUUCCAAAAUAAUCUAGUUUAUAGUUGACACAGUCUGCUGGAGUCUAUUAUCUAAUUUUUCCGACACUUUAUUAUUAUUAUUAUUAAUAAAGGUUUGAGGCUUUAACAUAAGACAAUACAGAUUAUUGGAGAAUCAAUUACAAAAAUAACAGGUAUCCGUGUUUGUAAUUAAAGGAACACUGAACAUAAACAUGCAUUCCUGAUCCUAUAGUGUUAAAACACUACCUGGCCUCCCUAAAUAUAGUAACAUCUUACUUGUGUUCAAGUCUGCAGUUGCUGCCUCUGCCCCUUAUCUGUUUGCUUGGCCGACAUCAUGAGAAGUGAUUCUGUGAGCCAAUCACAAUGCUUUCCUAUAGUAUUGGCUGAGACUGUCAAGGAGGCAGAUCGGGGGCAGAGCCAGCACAAGUCAAACACAGAUCUGCCCAAUCAGCAUCUCCUACUAGAGAUGCAUUGAAUCAAUGCAUCUCUGUGAGGAAAGUUCAGUGUUUGCAAGCAGAUGGGGGAGAUACUGAAUGGCGGUACUGCUCACUGUGCAGCAACGCCCCAGGAAGCACCUCUAUUAGCCAUCUGAGGAGUGGCUAGUGGAGUUAUCACUAGGCUGUAAUGUAAACAUUGCAUUUUCUCUGAAAAGACAGUAUUUACUGCAAAAAGCCUGAAGAGAAUGAUUUUACUCACCAGAACAAAUGCAAUAAGAUGUAGUUGUUCUGGUGACCAUAGUGUCCCUUUAAAAAAAGUCAUGGUACCAUUGUUAAGCGUAUAAAAUACAUAACAUUAUCUCCAUUUUAGAAGAUCACGGCACCUCUACAUGGACCUUGAUGGGCUCCGGUUCUAAUACGCUUAGGACAUAGAUAAAGAGGUGGGAGAAAAAAAGGGGGAUUUUUAUAAAAGGGGAGAGAGUGGGAAGUUGGAAGGCAAGAGGAGGAAUGGUUUAGUGGGAAUUUGGGCAGACGCUUUGGAUGACUCUCCGCACCUCUCAUCCCAAUUUGUUGCCUUGUCCAACACUUUAGAAUUAAAACUCUAAAGUAUUCAAUAGGACUGAGAGGAAUACUCCAGGCACAUAAAGCACUUCAUCCUCUUGUGUAUUCCCUUGCACAGACUCCAUGUCUGUGCCAGAAAAAGAGGGGACGACUAGCAAAGGCUGUAGACAACAGUUCUGAAGCAUUUGAAAGUUAUUUUUUUCAUCUUUCCCUGAAGAAAACAUGUUAAAAAUAAAUCCAUGCAUGUUUCUUUGGGAGUUUAUCUAUUACAUUUUUUUAAAAUUUUAAUAAUGUUCAAUGGAUUUCUCCUUGAUGGCGUAUGAGUGGGCAUAGGAAAUAAGAACUGUCAACUCUAUAAUGACUACAUAAUGUUUUCACAUACAUUUCUCUAGUGAUGGUGUUCUUCCCUUGUGUUUGUUGUAUGGGGCCUAUAUCCCUGUAUAUACUCUAGUAUUUACUCUGCCUUGUCUUACUGCUGAGCAUGCUAUGAAUGAUUUUAAUUAAAGGACCACUAUAGUGCCAGGAAAACAAACUCUUUUUCCUGGCACUAUAGUGCACUGAGGGUGCCCCCACCCUCAGGGUCCCACUCCCGUGGCGCUGAAGGGGGAGGAAGGUGUUAAUCCCUUACCUUUUUUCCAGCGCUGGGCUCCCUCGGCGCUGGGACUCUCCUCCCUCUUCUGAUGUCAUCAGCUGAAUGCGCAUGCGCGGCAAGAGCCGCACCCGCAUUCAGCCAGUCUUACAGGGAAGCAUUCUCAAUGCUUUCCUAUGGACGCUGGCGUCUUCUCACUGUGAAAAUCACAGUGAGAAGCGCGGAAGCGCCUCUAGCGGCUGUCAAUGAGACAGCCACUAGAGGCUGGAUUAACCCAUAUGUAAACAUAGCAGUUUCUUUGAAACUGCUAUGUUUACAGCAAGCAGGUUUAAUCCUAGAUGGACCAGGCACCCAGACCACUUCAUUAAGCUGAAGUGGUCUGGGUGCCUAUAAUGGUCCUUUAAAGAGUGGAGAAUUUUUUAAAAUUUAUUUAUAUAUAUUCCAUAUUAAAGGGACAACUCUAAGCACUAAAACCGCUUAAGUUUUUUAUGGAGUGGUUUUGGUGUAUAGAUCAUGCCCCUGCUUAAAUGUAAGGGACAUCCCCAUUUCAGUCACAUUAUCAAUGGCAAGUCUGUCCAACCAAGACAUUAGUUGGCUGAGUGUGCUGUACUGAUGCAUACCUGCACACUUGAUAAUGCAGAAGUGUAAAUUACAUCUUAUCAAUGUGGCUGAUACGUGCAUGGGCACCUAUAACAAACUGUUCCCUUUCUGUUUUUUUUUUUUUUUUAUUCCUUCUUUAAACUGGGGGACAGCACCAGGGAAUUCAAAGCAAUGCAACUAAUACAGGUAGCUGUAAUGGUUAUGUUGUGUAGAGUUCCCUUUUAAUGGUUUCUCUACGUAUUGGGCUAAUAUGGAGGAAAACAGUGCAAAUGACCGAACACUCUGGUUGGAUUCCAAGCCAACCAAUCAGAGAACUUUGACGGGCUGCUCACUGUUUACUAGACAUGCCCCUGCUCGCGAGAUGGGGCAGAUUAAUUACUAAUACUUCGUAAUCUUUACUUGGUAUUACUAAAGUUGGAUGAAAGACCAAUAUUGUUCUUUCAGCCUUUUGGUAGAUGGCUUUCUAAUACCGUGGGAAUUAGGUAGCUAUCUACUAAGUGGCUGCAAGAUGUGUCAGGAUUUGUGUGUGUGUGUGUUGUCUAUAGCCUACAACUGUCUUCACUCCUCCCGCGUGGAGAAUGCUGUGUCAGAGCAUUGCCAUGGCAACAUGCGGCAACGCUCCGCACACCAUGAUCGCAGAAGGAGUGCUCAGCCUCUCAGGUCCUCCAGCCCUCCCUGUCACUAAUGGAGGGCCUUUGGACUGGUGAGGGAGAUCUUGGAUCUCACCAGCUCAAGAGGGCCAACAGCAAGAAAGCAAGUCUUCUCUGUUGGUCUGGACAGACACACACACACACAAACACACCUUUUCCAACUGCAGCAAGAUCUGCUGCUUAGUGGUGGGGCGGAGCUUGAGCGGCAGGUGCUACUUGCAUGUGUGGGUGGAGCUUACAUCACGGGGCGGAGCCUGUGUGCCAGAGAAGCUGCUGGGAAUUUGGAAGGGAGACGAAGUGCUCCAGCUGGCCCCAACAGCCUCAAUGCAGAUCCCAGCACCUCUGUACACUCCUCAGCAACUCCCAGCACCUCUCUCCUGUAUUCCCUUGGACUUUAACAGGCUGUUACAGCCCGAGGGAAUAUAAUAAAAGCACAUGGCCCUGCAAGUUGCAGGAUUUGCUCAAAUGCAAAAGCAAGUUGUUUGUUUAGCCUACAGAAAAGCUACACUAUAAUUUAAACCGUCUACAGGUCUAUGAGUUUGUGAACAUCUGUGAGCAUUGCACAGCUUUUAUCCCGUGUACAAUAAUUCUGCUUUUUAUCAAACCUGUUCUUCCAACCCUCCGUUUCCUCUCUCUCUCUCUUUUUUUUUUUUUUUGGUGUGUGUGUGUGCAUCUCUAAGUUAACUUGAUACAAUAUCCCCUUUCGUUUUUCCAGCAUGCCGUGCACUUGUUGAUGAGAUAGAGUGGGAGAUUUCACAAGUUGAUCCCAAGAAGACAAUCAAAAAAGGAUCUUUCCGCAUAAACCCAGAUGGCACCCAGUCGGUAACAGAGGUAUUCUAAUAGUUUUUUUUUUUUUUUUGCCAUUCAAGAGAUGGUCAUUGUAAAAUGCAUAUACUGUUUGUUAGUGGCUGUCAAUUGCAUAUCUUCUGUAAUGAAAUCCAUUUUAUUCCCUUGAUACAUGGCCCCAGGCUUGUAAUGAUACGCCAUAUAUCAUUUUGUGGACUUCAGUAUUUUUCAUCUUGGCCUUUGCAUUUCAGUCACACACAGUUCUUAAGAAGGAAUUUAUGUCACAGUUAUGUGCUACAUACUCUUAUUCGCACAAAGUUGAGUAACAUUAAAUUAGCGUUAUUUGAGAACCACUUUUGUAAAUAUGGAAGUGAUAAUCCCUUAUUCUUCCCAACCAGAGUAAAUAAUAGUGACACUCUUACUGGUGUUAAUUGGCCAACAGAGAAGAGCACAUGCAAUGCAAGCUCUUAGUUAAAGGGACACUAUAGCCAUCAGAACAACUGCAGCUUAUUGUAUUUGUUCUAGUAAAUAUAAUUAUUAUUUUUGCAGUAAACACUGUUUUGUUUUUUGUUUUGUUUUUUGCAGAGAAAGGCAGUGUUUACAUUACAGCCUAGGGAUACCUCCACUGGCCACUCCUUAGAUGGCUACUAGAGAUGCAUCCUCUGCAUAGAGUCACUGAACUUUCCUAAUAUAGUUGCAUUGAUUCAGUGCAUCUCUGUGAGAAGAUGCUGAUUGGCCAGGGCUGUGUCUGAUUUCUGCUGGCUCUGCCCCUAAUCUGCCUCCUUGACAGUCUCGGCCAAUCCAAUGCUUUCCUAUGAGAAAGCAUUGAGAUUAGCUCAGAUCAUAACAUUUGAUGUCAGCUAAGCAGGCAGAACAGGUGCACAGCCGGCACCAGCAGACAGGAAAUAUUUUACUAUAUUAACCCUUUAAGGACCGGCAUGUUUUUGCGAUGUUGUACGUUAAGGACCAGGCCUCUUUUUACACUCUUGUGGUGUUUGUGUUUAGCUGUAAUUUUCCUCUCUCUCAUUUACUGUUCCCAUACAAGUUAUAUAUUGGGGUUUUUUCAGGACAGAAAUUGCUUUCUUUACAUACCAUUAUUUAUAUAAUCUCAUGUAAUUUAAUUAAAAACUUUUUUUUUUAUAUAUAAAUAUGACAAAAAAUUGAAAAAAACUUUGUUUUUUUUUACUUUUACUUGAAAAAUCUUUUACUCACCUACAAAAACUAAUGAAAAAAACUGCUAAAUAGAUUCAAAAUUUUGUCCUGAGUUUAAAAAUACCCAGUGUUUACGUGCUUUUUUACUUUUUUUUUUGCUAGCUAUAGGGUUAUAAGUACAAGUAGGAUAUUGCGGUUUCAAAACAUUGAUUUUUUUUUUUUUGGAUUUUUUUUGUUUUUUUUAAAUGUAUCAAUAGUGACAUUGUAACACUAUUAUCUGUCAUAAAUCUCUGGAAAACACCCCACAUGCAUUGGUUUGCCACAAUUUUACAGUAACAAAUUUUGGACUUGCCCAAUUUGGCUGAAUAUAGUUUGCUUGCUUUGCUAGGCACAUGUUGAGUGUGGUGCAUUUUUCCAUCCCCCAAUGUGAAUUUAUGGAUUUGAAAAUAUAUAUUUGUAUAAAGUACACAUCCAAGGUUUUGACUUCUUUUCCCCAACCAUUUUGCCCCUAAUAUUCAGAGAAAGUGUGCGGUGGUAAUUUUUUAAUUCUGUUUUUUAUUUAUUUAUUUUUUUUUUUUAUUUAUAUACACACUUUUUGCUUUUAGAUUUCGGCCACAAUACUUUUUUAACCAAAUGUGCAGGUAUCAAAUGCACCUUUAGCAGCAAUCUCUGAACUAACUCCUGCAAAAAGAAUCUAACUGGAGAUUUGGGGAAAAGAAACUAACUAAAUGUUCUGCUUUCAAAAGAAACAAAAAAUAAAAUUCAGGAACAAGUCUUACAAAAGGGUAUGCUCUGUGUGGUAGAGCUUAAAACAUGUUCCAAUACAUAAUCUGGGUUUUGAAGGGCAAUCGGGACAGUGAAAGGGGGUCUGUCCUUUUCCCUUUUUUGUAACAGACCCGGCAACAUUUCUGGGGAUUUGUUUUAGUUUCAGUAGGAGGAUUUUAAAAAUAUAAUGCGUAGCACCAAUUCUUGAUUCCUCUGGCACCGUUGUUGGAACUUCAACGGAACCAUCUCCAUAAAUGAUUGUUGAAAUCACUUUUAGUUAAAAUUGGAGAAAGGUGGUUCUUCCGGGAUUCAUUUAAAAAAAAAAAAAAUAAAAUAAAAAGUAUAAACGAAUUGUGGGUUGCUACUUGCAUCAGCCACCUUUUUGUACCAGGCUUUAGUUCUUCUUAAAAUAAGAUACGGCUGCAUGAGCUGAUCAGCCAAAUCUACACGCCCCAUGUGCCUGUUAUAAGCCCUGACGCAAACAGGUUUGGAAUUUACUCUGCCUCUGACAGUGACGUCUGACAUGCUUUCGUCAUGGAUGGUGGUUAGCAUGUUAACAUCCUUCCUGUCCUUAAAUUUAAUUGCAAGCACUUCAGCUUUGCGCAGAGCUUUGGAUUGACUUUUUUUUGUUUGUUUUUUUUUUUUAUUUGGCCUCUAUGAGAGGUCUGGGGAAAUCUUUGGAGUUUUUUUUCUAACAGUGCUGCAGGCCAGUGUCUGCAAACUAUAAAGUGAUUUAAAUAAACGGACACUACUAUAGAAAUUGUCCACAUAAAGGUGGUAAUUCUUAUUGAACAAGGGGGUCAGUAGGUCCCAAACAAUUUUCCCAGAAAGUCAGAACAGCCAAGAGGGUCCGGUUGACCAACUUUCCCCUCAUAUACGCGAAAGGCAAACGUAUAGCCACUUUCGCUCUCGCACAGUUUGUAAAACUUGACGCCAUACCUAGCGCGCUUUGAGGGAAUGUACUGUUUGAACCCCAAUCUCCCUUUUAUAUUUCAUAAGGGAUUCAUCAACAGAUACAUUUUGCUGGGCAGUAUAAACGUCAGAAAAUCUUUGCUGCAGAUGGUCUAUUAGUAGGCAUAUUUUGUGAAGCCUGUCAUAUUGGGGUUGAUCUCUGGGGUGACAGAGGGUAUUAUCAUUGAAAUGCAAGUAUCGUAGCACCAACUCAUAUCUUGCUCUAGACAUUGUUUGGGAGUAUAUAGGACUAGAACAGAUGGGGUUGGUGCUUCAGUAAGAGUGGAUUGAGGGCUUCUUUAUUAUCCCCAUGAGCAUGGUAGGAGCCCAGCUUUUUUUUUUUGAGUUCAGGGACAUCUGUGGGAUGCCAAGCAUGCUCCCUGACUACAUAGCUACCUGAAUUUGCAUUAAAAAAUUGGGUAGCAUAGAGAUUAGUCUGGGAAGCAAUCUCCUCCCAGAUUGUAUCCUCCAAAAAUAACUCCAUAUAUUGCAUAGCGGAGAAGUCCUGCACAUUGAUAUUAAUGCCUGCGUUGGCACUAAAAAGGGGGAUUAACUGUGGAGGUACCCAGUCCUCCUCCACAUUCGGCGUAGCAGAUGAAGCACAGCUUCUUUUUACAGCCGAUUCACAGACAGAUGACGUGUCUCUAGACGUGUCGCUAAACUGACCUGGGUCAAAAUCGGACGCAGUGUCAGUGGCGUCAGUCUGACGCCAAGAAGGCAUAUGCCUCCUCCAAGCUAUACAUGCGAUGCAUGUUUCACCAACACAAAACUAACAAAUUUCUAACAUAAAGUUUUUUGUUUUUUUUUUGUUUGUUUUUUUAAAAUAGACUAAAACAGACUUUAGCGGCAAUCCCUAAACUAACUCCUGCAAAGAGAAUCUAAUGGAGAUUUGGGGGUAGGAAACUGUCAGGAUUAAAGAAUGAUCCAGCACGUAGAAUUGUAUAACACAGAGGACUGAUCGGUAACGUAUACUGGACCUUAGAAUGGUCGGACUAACAUACCAAAGAAUAGUCAGAAAUAGCCGAGGUCAAGGGAAACAGAAAGAGAGACACAGCGAUAAGGAAAAGCCAGGAGUCAGAGAUGCCAGAAAACAGGGAAGUCAAAAACAAUGCCAAAGUCAAAUAACCAGAAUUACCAGAAUCAAUAACACGCUCUCGGACAACCACAAGGGAAACCACGACAGGGCAUUGAGCAAGAUGAGAACGGGGCCUAAAUACCCCUACUCUAGAUCUGAUAGGCUGUAACUGGCCUUUGACCCCAAAAGCAGUUACCAGGUUUCCAUUUGCAUAAUUGCUGCUCAGCAUUAACCCUUCUGUGGAUUUGGUUGCUGCUCGGCACAAAUUAUCCUGUGUGGACAGUAAAUGUCAUUAACCACAUUUUUAUAAGUGUAUGAAUACGUGACAGAAACUGACUAAAGUUUGACGCUUAUAAAAAAUAAAAAUAAAAAAAUAAAAAAGUCUAAAACACCCUAAAAGAGACUAAAAACACUUUUCGACAAGAAAAAAAAUCCUUAAGUGCAAAAAAAAAAAAUUACACGGUACUAAUGCACUGCUGUAAUAGGACUUGGCAGGGAAGGGGUUAAAAUGAAUUAAUUUUUUUUAACUUUUUUACAGGUUUUGAUACUUCUAGCAACUCUUUCACACUGGCAACAAACUAUCCGCUCUGAUCUCUCUCUCUCUCGCCUCACAAAACGCUACAGAGGAGAGAGAGGCAGAGAUCAGUGUCAAAGUGAGUGUUUGUAACACCCACUUUGACAUCAGCCAAUUGUGUGCGAUCGCGGAUCGCUCACAUGCCGCAAUUGGCUGUUACUAUCUGCCUGGGAUGCCGGGCAGAUAGCAACACGGGAUUUCGGCGGAAGCAAUCUCUGAUCGCUCCCGCCACCCGGUUUCUGUUAUGACGGUUCAGGACCGUCACCGGUCCUCAACGGUAUGUUACCGAUGACGGUCCUGAACCGUCAUCGGUCGGCAAGGGGUUAAAGGGGGCUAGAUGGUGUUUUUGGUACUAUGGGGUCCGGAGUACAUGUUUGUGUUCCUGACCAUAUAGUGUUCCUUUAAAGGGACACUAUAGUCACCAGAACAACUACAGCUUAUUGCAUUUAUUUCUGGUGAGUAGAAUCAUUCCCUUCAGGCUUUUUGCUGUAAACUCUGUCUUUUCAGAGAAAAUACAGUGUUUACUUUACAGCCUAGUGGUAACUCAACUGGCCACUCCUGGCUACUAGAGGUGCUUCCUGGGGUAGUGCUGCCUAGUGAGCAGCACUGCCAUUCAGUGUAUCCACCCUCUGCAUGCAGGCACUGAACUUUCCUGAUAGAGUUGCAUUUAUUCAAUGUAUCUGUAUUAGGAGAUGCUGAUUGGCCAGGGCUGUGGUUGACCUAUGCUGGAUCUGCCUCCUUGUCAGUCUCAGCCAAUCCUAUGGGGAAGCAUUGUGAUUGGCUCAGACCACCACUUCUGAUGAUGUCAGCAGCUGCAGACUUGUUCCUUUAAUUUAGAUGAUGGAAAAAUAGCAUUACUCAUAAAUUACUUUUAGUUGGGUACCUGUUAAAAAGGGAAGUCAUAAUUUGAUUUAACCCUUUAAGGACUAAACUUCUGGAAUAAAAGGGAAUCAUGACAUGACAUGUCACACAUGUCAUGUGUCCUUAAGGGGUUAAAAAAAUUUUUUUUAAAUAAUGUUCUAUUUUUUUGAAAGAAUUACGCCAACCCUUUUCUAUAUUAUUAUAUUAAGUCUUAAUGUCCUGUUGGAAAUUACUAAUUGGAGUACCCUUUAAUUUACAAAGUGUUCUGAAGAGUGCUAUAUGAUAAUUGUAAAAUAAACGGCCAGAUAGUUCAGAAAGCACAUUAUAUUUAAGUAUGGUUCAGAAAAGCCUUAAUUUAAAGAAUUUAUUGGCAAAUAAACUUUCACCAGUAGAUGGCGCUGCGAGAAUAAAGUUUGUCAUGAAUACAGUAUUGAGCAAUUCUACACAUGUUUAUAUCUCUAUUUAAAAUAAUACAUAAUUUUUUAUUUUAUUUUUUUAAAUCUUUACACUUUAUGAUUAAACAUCUCAAGCUCAACUCAUUCUUGCUGUGUGUUUUAAUAUAACAGGUAAAGAAUUUCAGAUUUCUGAGAGGGUAGUGGAUGCAUGGAAUAGCCUUCCAGCUGAAGUGGUAGAGGUUAACACAGUGAGGGAGUUUAAGCAUGCUUGGGAUAGGCAUAAGGCUAUCCUAGACUUAAGAUAAUGCCAGGGACUAAUUAAAAGUAUUUUGAAAUAUUGGGCAAACUAGAUGGGCGAAUGAUUCUUACCUGCCAUCACAUUCAAUGUUCUAGGUUUCUAUUUGCUUUAGGUCAGGGCUGGGUACAAGAGUAUCUUUUGAAAGUUGAAAAAUAGUCAAUGUCCAACACUUGUUGUUGUUUGGCAUAUAGAGAAACUACAGAAAAUAACAUAUGUUUAAAGUUCCCUGCAGAUGCUCUGUUCAGUCUCUUUGGGAAGCGCCUGUACCUAUCCCAUACGCCUCUGUCCAGCAGAAUUUGUGUUUAAAAAAAUAAAUAAGUGUGUGUGUGUGUGUGUGUGUGUGUGUAUGUAUAUGUAUAUGUGUAUAUAUAUAUAUAUAUAUAUAUAUAUAUAUUACAUUGAAUGAAACUGCUGUGCAAACAGAUAUCGGCUGCACAACGGCUGUUAUGAGUUUACACUAGACGUGUGCAAAAAUUAGUUUUGUACAUAAACUAAUUAAUCCAAAUCCUUUUAAUCCCCACCCGAAUUAAUUGAUAAAUUUGUGAAAUAAAUGGGCAUAUCACUUGGCUUAAAUGUUGAUUAAAAGUCUUUUGAUUUUGGAUGAAUGAAUCUGUUUUAUGGAUGAAAUAUUUAUUUGGCACAUGUCUAGUUCAUGCACAGCCUAGUUCACUGUCUAGUCGUUUUGCAGCCAUCAGCAGAGCUGGAGACCACUGUUCAUCACUCUCUCAGGGGCGAGAAGUGCAUACUACCUCCACACCUUUUUUGUUUGAAAUAUGGCACCCAGGAGUGAGCAUUCUUGCUGCUCUGAGCUGCAGGUUUAGACUAUAUGGGCAGCAAUUUAUUUAUUUUUUGUUAAUAAUUGGCUGCAGUUCUGAGGCACUUGUCUCCAAAACUAUUGGUUCUGCUUUGGAAUACGUCUCUCAUGAUUUUGUCACACUGUGCUCAUUGCCAAAACAUCUACGUUGGAGAGGAAUCGAUCUGUUCCUACAGUCCUCUAGCUAGAGUAAAUCACAUCAUCUGUAUGUGCUGUAGUAGGGUUCUUCUGCUCUAUCCUGUCACUCAUUUAUAAAGAUGUACACAGAAACUACAGGUAAGGGGUGCACCAUAACUUUACAUGAACUUUAAAUAAAUUCUAGACAUUUACUAGCAGUUAUAUUUUAUUUAUUUUUUUUGUCCCUUAGCAUGAGUAAGACCCAGUGAAUGGACAAAAAAAAAUUACAGUAUACUUUUUAUACAGCAUUUUUAGUUAUUUUUAAAUACUCAUUGUUGGCUAAUCCUGACUAGAGAUGUCGCGAACUGUUCGCGAACUGUCCGCCGGCGAACAAUAGCGUGUUUGCGUUGGGCGAACAUAUCCGAUUUCCGGUCCGCCCCCUAUACGUCAUCAUUGAGUAAACUUUGACCCGGAACCUCACAGCCAUCAGACACAUUCCACCCAAUCAGCAGCAGACCCUCCCUCCCAGGAAGUGUCUGCUGACUGUGAGGUUCCGGGUCAAAGUUUACUCAAUGAUGACGUGUAGGGGGCGGACCGGAAAUCUGAUAUGUUCGCCCAACGCGAACACGCUAUUGUUCGCCAGUGGACAGUUCGCGACAUCUCUAAUCCUGACUGGUUGUGUAGUAUGUGUAUAAUUUUAAUUCUGUGCAUAUGGACCUCUGAUGUCGGCACGCACAGGUGUCCAAUGGCAGCACCCCGUCCAUGCUGCCCAUUUUUGAAGUUGUUUUUGGUACUAGAACAGUUUACUUUUUUAUUUUUAGGGUGAGCAGCACAUCAAGGGUUACUGUAACAAGAAAUGUUUUAUGAAAAGGCUGUUUUUCGGUUUGUUUAAACCUUUAUUAUGCAUAACGGUACUACCAGGCUGAAGAUGACUAUUUAUUUCAGGUACCAUAUGCCCGCACAGAAGCUCAUCUGAUGGAAUUACUUGAACGUGUGUGUGAGAAGAUGAGAGAUUAUGGUGAGAAAACGGACUCAAACACUCAACGCAAAACGUAUGUGCGUGUUUUAUCCCGUGAUGGAAAAACAAUGGAUGCUUCCAACACCAACCUUGACAGUGAAAUGAUAUCCAACCUGAAAUUUAUGGUAAGCAAAUUUUUCUGUAAAUCUAAUAAAAUGUGUAUACAAUAAUAAAUAAUGAAACGUGAUUCUUUCCAGCUAUUCUAGUACAUGCAAGGGUUACAUGCAAGUUCUUCCUAAUAUUACUAGUAAACGUGGAAAAAAUUAGAUCUGUGCUUCUAGUUGAAGAGUGCAGAAAAUGUGCUACCAAGAAUUUUUUUUUUUUUUUUUUGGAAGGACAUAAAAGACAAGCAAACGUUUUGGGCACAAGCCCUUUUUCAAUGCAAAAAGUCAAUUUUGCAUUGAAAAAGGACUUGUCUUUUAUGUCGUUAAAAUAGAUGAAGUGUGCAUAAAAUGUGCAUCGAAGCAAUUGGAAGCGCAGAUCUCAUUUUGUUCCAUGUUUAUCUGGUUUUCAUUGCUGGAACUAUGGUGAGAGGAGCUGCAGCUCGGGAGAAACUGUUUGUUUGUAUCAUUUUAAAUCGUUAGGUAUUGCAAUUACCUUUUUCGUUGUUACCUUUUUACUAGUAGGUGGAGCUCAGCUAGGAAAGUACAGCCAAGAGGAAUAUUUAAGGGAGGUGAGUCACCUAAGACUGUAAGCUCGUUUGAGCAAGACCCUCUUCAACCUAUUGUUCCUGUAAGGUUUUGUAAUUGUCUCAUUUAUUGUUAAAUCUCCACCUUUAAUAAUAUUGUAAAGCGCUACGGAAUAUGCUGGCACUAUAUAAAUACCAGUAAUCUUAUUAAUAAUAAUAGUAUAAAGUCUUCAUUGCUAUUAAAAUCUGCGCUAUUUCCAAAAUGAAAAAAGACACACUCUUCACAACUUUUCAGCAAGCUAAAGGGCUUUAGGGGUCUGGAGUGUCUGCACACUGCUAAUGGAAAAGUAAAUGUCCCAGUGGGUCAGCCAAGGAACCGAGGUGGCUAAACCACUCGCAAAUGCAAUAUUGGAAGUGAAGGGUCCGGGCAUUUCAGUGGGGAAUGCAGACUUUAAUCCCCCCCCCCCAUUUAUUCUACGUUUAGUGACGAACUUAACUUUGAACACUUGCGUAUGAAUUUAUCACAGCCCAAUGAAUGAAAAUUCAUUUCUGCAGUGUAGACUUUGCCAGAGGAAACUAGAGGCCAAAAUAAGCAGUUUAAACUGAGUAAAUCAUUACGCUUCCACGUGCCACAAAUAAACUGUUGGCAUGUUCUAGAUUUUACUGUAAUUCAACGUUAACCUAGUGGUUCAUUACCGAUUAGUGAUAAAUAUGCCACAAUAAUUUAUUCUACUUGCAUAAUCAUUAAAAGCAUGUGUAUAUUGGAUCUAUGAGGUUUAAAAUGCACCCCAUAACAAUGUAAUCUCUCCCAGUUCUUUGCUAUUUAUUGGGGUUUCUGAGAAAUGCAAUAAUAAAAAUUCAGUGCAGAACUCUGUAGCCCUCUCUAUACUUUAUAUCUGACUGUGAACUAUUUUAUAAUUGUUUACAUUUUUAUUUGGUGAUCCCACUUUUCUCUUUGGGCAUUGCCUUUUGUUGUGCUCAUAAUGAAUAUUAUUUUUUAUAAAGCGCCAACAAGUUCCGUAGCGCUGUACAAUGGGUGGACUAACACACACGUAUUUGUAACCAGACAAGUUACACACAGGAACAGAGUGCUCAAUGAGCUUACAUGCUAGAGGGAGUAGGGUAUAGUGACACAAAAGGUAAGAAUAGGGUAGAAAAGUAGGUUGCUAGAAUACUGUUCAUUGAGGGAUUAUUGUUUUGAUUACAGUUUCAGUAGAGGAAUCGGGGUGCAGGGAGAGGCGGCUGUUCGUAGUUUAAUUGAUCUACUUUCCUAAAGAAGUGUGUAUAUAUAUAUAUAUAUAUAUAUAUUUUUUUUUUUUAUUAUUAUUUAUUUAUUUUUUUUCAAAGAUUUUUCUUGAAGGAGUGGACAUUGGGUGAGAAUCUAACAGAGAUGUUAAGGGCGUUCCAUAGGAACAGUGUAGCGCUAGAGAAGUCUUUAAGAUGAGCAUCAGAGGUAGGCGCACAAACAGAGGUUACGUGUGGGUGUCCGGCAGAGCGUAGGGGCCUAGAUGGGACAUAUUUGUGUAUCAGUGAGGAUAAGUAGGUCGGAGCAGCAUUGUGUAGAGAUUUAUAAGCAAGUAUCAGGAUCUUAAAUUGAGUACUAUAUCUUACGGGAAGCCAAUGUAGAAACUGACCGAGGAGAGGCGUGGGAGGUGCAGGCGGACAGGAAGAUGAGCCUUGCCGCCACAUUCAUUAUAGACUGUAACUGGGCAAGUUGGGAACACGUAAGACCACCGAGAAGCGGAUUACAGUAGUCAAGGCGAGAGAGGACACCAGCAUAGACAAGCACCUUUGCCGUAUCAGGCGUUAAAUAGGGUCGAAAGCACAAUAUUUUUGAGAUGGAAGCGGCUCGAUUUGGCGAUUGAUUGAACGUGAUGGAGAGGUCGGAGUCAAUGAGAACACCUAGGCAGAAAGCCUUAGAGGUAGUGUGGAUAGUAGCGCCAUUGACUUGGAGCAACACAGACUUGGGAGUAGCAACACUUGAGGGAGGGAAUACCAGAAGAUUUGUUUUGGACAGGUACAGUUUAAGGAUAUAAGCAGCCAUCCAGUUGGAAAUAGCAGAGAGGCAGUUAGAGACACGAGUCAAUAUGACAUUAUCUUUUUUUUCCCUCAUGGUUUUAUUUAAAACUCCUCCCCAACACUUUAAAACAAAAAAAAAUGUAUAUUUUGGUGUGUUUGUUACAAAAGUGACUUCCUUCACUUUUCAACAUCAUCUAAGGCAGCGUUUCCCAAUUGGUGUUCCGUGAGAACACAAAUGGGGUUUCGCCAAAAUUUCUAAAAACAAAAUGGCCGCAGGCGGCAAGGGAGCAGCUAAAGGUAGGGAUGCUGGGUGGAGUAAAAAAAAAUGUGUGUGUGUGUGUGUGUGUGUGUGUGUGUGUGUACUUGGAUCUGUGUCUGGUAGGGAGUUUGUAUGUGUUUGUCAGUGAGUGUAUGUGUAAAAACUUAUGAGUAUAAGUGCUCGAUAUCUAUAAUUCGUAGCAAAUCACCAACAAGGGGUUCUCUUCAUCCUUGUGAAGUGGAUAGUGAAGAUAACAGACCGGAGGUGAUCAGCGCUUAAGAGUAUACAUACAUACAAUACCGAUGAUAUAUGAAUCUAUAAGUACAAAGCAAGAAACAGAUUAUAGUUCAGUACAGUAGAUUUUUCCUGAAUAGGUAAAAUAAGUUAUAUGAUGGGGGGGCGAACGCUGAGCCAAGCAGACGCAUGCAAGCACAGCUCCUGCUCAGCAUGAACAUUAACGCAACCAAAAGUCACGAAUUAGCCCAGAAACGUGAUAAAAAAAAAUUACCGGCAGGGAAAUGAAGUCAAACUAAACAGUUUGAUACCAAACCCGAAGCUACUGACGCCGGUCCGUCGAGAUCUGCAUUGAGGCCUAACGUGGGAGGCGGCCGAUCUCCCGACGCAGGGACAGCACUGCACUGCGGCUCUUCUGUUCCCCUGCUACUACUCCCCCUAGGGACCGGUGGGGGUUAUCCCGGUCCCCGCUUGAGACUCGCACUCACCUGUCAGAGUACACUGCAAGGCGCACAAGGUACCGAAGGUGGUCACCAGGCUGUAUCCAGACCACGCUACAGCGGACCCAGGGCUCCAGCAAUGGAGACUGCACUUUGAAACCCGGUUUGCCCAAAUCUUCAGGGUAUCUGGAGGCGACUACAGCGCAAGCCUACAUCGCAUAACAAUUUCUUAAUUCCUCAGUUUUUUUUGUUUUUAUUUUAUUCAUAUUUAAAUUAUGUUUCAUAUAUAAAUAUUUGAUAUGAAAUGAAAGCCCUGUUUCUCCUGAACACAAUUAUAUGUAAUAUGUGUGGGUGUACUAAAUAUGAAAGAGUUGAAUUAUGGUUGAACUGAUAUAUAGCACAAAUUCCAGGUUUUGUUUACGUUUUGUUUUGAUCACAUCUCCAUCCUUAAGGGGUUAAAAUAAUUUUUAACAAAGGCAUUACCUCAAGUAUUCUGAGUAAACAAGAAUUUAAUUACAUAACGGUUACGCACCCAAUUAUUUAUAAACAAAAUAAAAACUAAAAUAAGUUAUUUGUGAGGACUAUAAUAAUAGACUAUUCCACAGCCCAUGUCUGAGGCUUGCUCUGCCCCCCUUAACUUCACUUUAGACUGACUUUUAAUUCACAUGUUGGUGGAUAUCCCUCUAAGUGUAUUGUAUUUGGAGUCUGUUGCUGUUGUCUCUCAUGCAAGAGCAACCAAAUAGAACUUAACCAGAGAGAGAGCCAGAACAUUGUGUGUCAAUGACAAUUAUCUGAUACAUUAAAAGAACAUUCCAAAAAAAAGUACUUACCUGUGGUUCCCUGUCCGCUGCCCCCUGCCUCUCUGCAGCCUCCAGGAGAGCCGGAAGCUCCUGUUGGGAGUUUCUGUUAUCUAUUCUGAACUAAGCCCUGCAAUGCAGGGCCAACUCAUUGGUUGACAGGGUCAGCUGAUCGCUCCCUGUGUAUAUACAGAAUUAAAACAUGUUGUCUGAAUCAAUACAGGCUGUGGAUACAUAUGUAAAAGAUCCCACUAGUCAGAUGUCAUGAUAGUUUCCAUUUUUAAGGUUAUUCGAUAAACAUUGUAUUUUAGUGAAUUAAAUCCGAAUAGCCACCCUUCGUCCUAUACCCUUAAUGGGGUAUUCAGAUUACCUCCUUCCUUUCUCUAUCCACCCCUUCUCACUCCUUACUAGCUGAGACUGCGCAUGCACUCUGACCUUGUCAAACAGUCUAGUCAAAUGCUUCUCUAUAAAAAGCAUUUGAUUGGACCAAGGAGAGGAAGUCAAUGACACAGCAUGACUUCGGGAUGGGGAGUGGAAUUUCCUAGUCCGGUGCUGGUUUCCAGGUACUUUAAAAAUUUUUUUUUAGAAAUGUGUUUUUCCUUGCAUAAGAGGGCAACCUAUUACAUAGUGCCCAAUAGGGCACUUAAAAAAUAUAUAUAUAUUUGCAAAACCGUGUUGGCGUAAACCUUUUAAGGCGAAAAUAGCCAAACUAAAACCUGUUGGCUUGGUAAAUUUCUCUCUAACUGUCCUGCGCUAAAUUUGAAAUUCCCUACAGUUCUCACUUUAGUGAAUAAGCCAUUGUGUGUUUGGUGUGUUAAUCAAAAUUGACAAUCUAGCUUUUAUUUCACUAUGUAUUAAUUUACUUUCAUAUUUCCUCAAAGUUCUGGCCUUGCAAUUUUAAGGCAUAGAAUUCUUGCAGAAUAGGCAAGAAACACAGACAACAGUUCAAAUGUUUAAGCUAACGUUUCUAAAAUUCUUGAUGUUGAUGUAGGACUAUUCCUGAGAUGACUACUCCUCAUCUGCACUAUUUAUUUAUAAUGUAAGAGUUUAUGAACUUUGUAAUGCUAUAUUAUUUUCUAAAAGCUAUUUAGGUAUAUUGUAGAAGAGACAGACACAAAAUGUAAGCAGUGGUUAUAUUACAGGUUUAGACACUUUCAAAGGUGGACAAGACCAUGCAUUAUUUUUAAAAGUAUACUUUACAGACAGGGUACUAGGCAACUAAUUGCCAGUGUUUUUUUGAAUCUGUCUUUAGUGUGAACGCAUUGUGGAAGAGUAUGAAGACGAGCUAAUCGAAUUCUUUUCACAUGAAGCUGAGAAUGUUAAGGACAAGCUCUGCAGUAAGCGUACAGGUAAUGAUUCAGUCAAUGGGUGAUUGUUGGUUUUCCUUUCUACCUUUGUCCCCCAUGCUAUACCAAAGUAAUUUCCUAUUAAAUGACAAUACAGCACUGUCCAAUAGUCCUGAGAUGACUACUCCUCAUCUGCACUAUUUAUUUAUAAUGUAAGAGUUUAUGAACUUUGUAAUGCUAUAUUAUUUUCUAAAAGCUAUUUAGGUAUAUUGUAGAAGAGACAGACACAAAAUGUAAGCAGUGGUUAUAUUACAGGUUUUUUCAAAGGUGGACAAGACCAUGCAUUAUUUUUAAAAGUAUACUUUACAGACAGGGUACUAGGCAACUAAUUGCCAGUGUUUUUUUGAAUCUGUCUUUAGUGUGAACGCAUUGUGGAAGAGUAUGAAGACGAGCUAAUCGAAUUCUUUUCACAUGAAGCUGAGAAUGUUAAGGACAAGCUCUGCAGUAAGCGUACAGGUAAUGAUUCAGUCAAUGGGUGAUUGUUGGUUUUCCUUUCUACCUUUGUCCCCCAUGCUAUACCAAAGUAAUUUCCUAUUAAAUGACAAUACAGCACUGUCCAAUAGUUUAUUUUUCAGAUUUUAUCAAUAUCACUUCCUAGAAUUUUUAUUACGACUUGUUUGUGUAUCUGAACUAGAAAUCAUCUCCUCUGGAAUCUAUUCCUAAACAAUUCAAAAAAUAAAUAAUCCAAUAUUUUUUUUUGUUUUUUUUUUUAAAGAUCCCACAAAUAGCAAUUUGAGCUAUCUGGAACAGAUGAUCUUACUUCAUAAUGUGUUUUGUGUGUUUGCCAUAUAUGCGUAUCCCCUAUAUAUAACAAAAUGUGUUUUGGGAGGUAUAAAAAUGACAUGUAGAAAUAUACACUGCUCUAUCCUGAGUGGAGACAGACAGAGUAGGUACCCGAUGAAUGCUGUCAUUAGGUUCCAUACACUGUCAUGAAGACUCUUGUUAUCAGAAACAAAGUUUGGCAUUCUUUUCUGAGUAAUCAUCACUUCGGAUUAACGUGAUGCAAUACAAAUAUAACUCCUCCACGGUGAAACACCCUUCUGGAAAUAUAGUAGAUUACAGUAAAUUAAAGCUAAACUUACUGUAGCUGGGUAGACAUGCGUUCAGUUUUGACAAAACUAUCAACAAGUAUGUAAAGAAAUGGGAAGUUCUUCUUCUUUAACGGACUCCUCCAUUAGACUCUUUUAAAUCAUUUACUGGGUUUAAGGUUAAUAGCAGAAGCAAGCAAGAAAUUUUUUUUACCUUUUAACACAUUUCUUUGUGAUUGACAUCAUCGUGUCCUGAGAAUCUCUAAGCAACAUUUUAGCAAUAAUUCCACAAGCUAGAAAUCCAGAGGCAUUGAUUGAUAGGCUGUGUCAGAACAGCUUUCAUUUAAAAUAAACUCUAGAUUCUUUUUGGUGUUAAUAUUUUUUAUUUGUUAUUUCAUAAUAUUUUAUAAACACAAUACAUUACAAACACACAAAUACAUUAAAAUAAUUAUUAGCGCCUACCGGUUCAAAUACAAAAAUUAACAUUACACAUUUCUCAGAAAGAACCUAUCAAUUCACAAACAUUACAGACAUUAACAUAACAUUAUCCCAGUCAUCUUAGAAAUUAUAUUUCAUCUUAUAGGAAGCCCAUUCAUUAAUACCCUUAAAGGAAGGAAACAAAAGAGUAUGUACUGAUUGAAUUGAAUUAGAGUUUUAAGUUAUAAAUUGUAGUAUGUCUUACUACUGAUACCAUGCUCACUCAAGUUUUAUCAGAUUAUCUAUCCACCUACUGUUCUGCUCUGCCUUUUUAUUAAUCCACUUAAGGCCCAGUUCCAUUUUACAUUGGAAUACAAUUUGUUUUGGUUUUUUUUUUUUUAAAUUGGCCAGCUAACAGAAACAUCCAGUUUCCAGUUUCUGGCCAGUCAUAAUUUAGUAGCUGAGAAGAAAUGAGUUAACAUUAAUCCUUGACUAGGGUGUAAAUCCGGCCAGUCAAGAUGCAGAAUUGCAAUUUCUAUUCUUUUAUCAAUUUUAAAUUUCCCUAGAGCCUGCAGCUUUUCAAAAGUCAUGUCCCAUAAAUUAACUGCAACUUCACAGUUCCACCACAUAUGUAAGUAGUCUGCCUCAUCUUUAUUGCACCUCCAACAUUUAUUAUCUUUCAUAUAAGAGAACUUGGAAAUUUUUUUAGGAUCCAAAUACCAAAAAUGUAUCACUUUAUAUUGAGUCUCCAUCAGGUUCAAACAGUGUAUGUCACGGCUGAAUCUACUUAUUGCCGCUAACCACUCUUUCUCGGAAAUAUGAAUCUGUAGUAGUUCAGACCAUUUAUUCAUAUACUUAUUUCUCAUACCUCCAGCUAAACAUGAUAUUAAAGCAUAUGAUUUAGCCAUUACCUUUGGAGUUAUACAUUCACAAAAUAUUUUAUUUAGAAUAUUCAUUACUUGAUCUUCUCCCAUCAAGAGAGAGUUUUGUAAGAAACUUUUUACCCUAAGGUAAGAGAACACCUCUUUACAAGGCAAAUCAUAUUCUGAAAUCAGAUUUGGGAAAGUUUUCAUCGACCCUGCUUUAAGUAAAUCUGAGACCCUCUCAAUCCCACAGCUCUUCCACGUAGUUAAUGAAAGGUCUUGUAUAUUAUUUUCCAAGUUCUUAAUGCUAAGGCUUUUAAUAAUUUUAUUCUUCCCUCCCACCUUACUCUUAAACAUAGACCAAAAUUUCCCAAGAUGUCCAAUAAUAAGACAGUUCUCCGCUAUUUCUCUCCAGUUGGGAUAAUGAAUAUUCCAUAAUAAACAUGAGAGAUCUUUUAUUUGAGUUUGUUGACUCUCAAUAUACCAGCUUUCCUCCACAGCCUCUGGAGUUUGCAUCAAGUAAAUGUGGCUAAUCAUGUUUGCAUGAUAAUAAUUUUUUAAAAUAGGCAUGCCCAAACCCCCUUCCUUUACUUUAUAUGCCAUAUGUCGUUUAUUAAUUCGUGGUUUUUUACCGUGCCAGAUAAAUUUAGAAAUACUCGUCUGUGCCAUAUUUAACCAACUAUCUGGUAUUUGAAUAGGAAGAUGUCUAAAUAUGUAUAGCCAUUUAGGAAUAAUAUAGGCCUUUAUCGCAUUAAUCCUGCCAAUCCAAGAUAUGAACAUGUUGUUCCAACCAAGAGUAUAAUUCAUCUCCUUCAAUACGGCCAUAAAAUUUAUUUCCAUUAUUUUAUUAACAUUCGGUGCAAUUUUGAUUCCCAAAUAAUUAAAUUCAGACUCUGUCCACAAAAAAUCAUAUUUUAGUUGCAUAGCUGCUUUAAAUGUAUCCUCUAAGUUAAUACACAUAAUCACCGUUUUAUCUGUAUUUAAUUUAUAAUUAGAAAAUACUGAAUACGCAUUAAUCACCUCCAUUAAAGCAUGGAGGGAUUUAUACGGAUCCAUAAGUGUCACCAAUAUGUCGUCCGCAUACAUACUGAUCUUAAUUUCUCCCUUAGAAAUAGGAUAACCCUGUAUAUUAUUGCUUUCUCUUAUCUUAAUUGCUAAUAUUUCUAUUGUUAAUAUAUAAAGCAAGGGUGACAAUGGGCAUCCUUGUCUGGUCCCAUUACCAAGGGGAAACCAAUCCGCACAUAUGUUGUCCAAUAGUUCUAGCAAUAGGGGAACUAUAUAAAGCUUUAACUGCAUUACACAACUGUUCUCCAAAACCGUAUAUUUUUAAAACCUGCAUCAUAAAGCCCCAGUCCACCCGAUCAAAGGCUUUUUCUGCAUCUAAUGCAAGAAUAACUAGUUCUUUAUGUUCUUUUUUAACCAAAUCCAAGAUAUCAACUACUUUCCUAAUAUUAUUUACUGAGCUGCGUCCAGGGACGAAUCCCACUUGAUCUUUAGAAACAACUAAUUCGACAACUUUUUUUAGUCUAGCAGCGAUAAUAGAUGAAAAAAUCUUGGUAUCUGAAUUAAAGAUAUCGGCCUGUAAUUUUUUACAAAUGAAGGAUCUUUAUUUUGUUUAGGGAUAGGAAGAAUAUUAGCCGCGAGAAAUUCUGCUGGACAUUUGGCCAUACUUAUGAAAUUAUUAAAAGUUGAGGUCAGCUCCGUUGCAAUUCUAUUAUUGAAGAUUUUGUAAAAGGAUUCCCUAAACCCAUCGGGUCCUGGGGCUUUUUUUUUUCUUCAAAUCAUCAAUGGCUGCUAUGACCUCUGACACCGCAAUGGAUCUAUCUACUACUUCCUGUUGUUUUUUAUUAAUAGUAGGUAUAUUAAGACCCUUAAUAAAAUCUGCCAAUUUCCCUAAUUUAGUAUUAUCCGCACUAUUAUAUAAUGCCUUAUAAUAUUCAUUAAAUAUCCGGCCUAUAUCAUUAGGAGUUCUAAAUAUCUUAUCUUAUUAUGUAUUAUUUUAUCAAUCCGAUGCAAAGCUUGCUGUUUCUUUAGUUUAUUCGUCAGCAUUCUAUCUAUACGGUUUCUUUUCAUAUACCAUUUUUGUUGUAAUUUCUCAAUAUUAUUAGCAAUCCGAUUCAUAUUUAUUGCGUUAAGAUUAUUCUUAAUUAUUCGGAUUUGUUCUGCCUUUUCUUUUGUUGGAAUUUCUUUAUUACUUUUUUCUAACUUAUAUAAGGAAAUAUACAUAUCUGCUGAAUUAUUUCUUCUUUUCUUGUUCUCAUAUGCACCUAACUUAAUAAAUGGCCUCUAAUAACAGCCUUAUAUGCUAACCACCUACUCCCGGGAGCCGAGUCUUUAUUCUCUGAGAAAUAGAAGUCUGACAUUUUAGCAAUAUACUCUUUAUUUUCAUCACUUCUCAACAAUGAUUCAUUUAAUCUCCACUGUCUAAAAAUUUGUUUCUGGUUAUGAUGUAUUUCCCAAACUAUCGCGUUAUGAUCAGACCAUAUUAUUGAUUUUAAUUAAUACUUUUUUAAUGGAGCUCACCAAUGCUAUAUUUCCUAACAACAUAUCUAUUCUAGCAUAGGAACAGUGUCUAUAAGAAAAAUGCGUAAAGUCAUAUUCCUGGGGGUGGAAAAUUCUCCAUAUAUCAUAUAAAGCAGCCUUUUUCACAACAGUGGAAAGGGCUUUAGCUUUUUGUUGUAAUGCUAUAUCUAUUUUAACCCCUUUUUUCAUUCUUUUAUCCCAUUCCGUGUCUAGGACACAGUUAAAAUCCCCCGCCAUUAUGACCCUGCCUCUUGAUAUUUUAUCUACCUUAUCUACUAUGUCCUUCAUGAAGGCCACUUGACCCGAGUUAGGGGCAUAGAUAUUAACUAGAGUGUAUAUCUCAUUAUUCAAUUUACAAAUCAGUAUAAUAUAUCUAGCCAUUGGAUCCGUUUCCUGAUACAAUACUUCCCAAGAUACAUAUUUCCCAAUCCAAAUAGUUACUCCGCUCUUUUUUCCUUCCUUCAAGGAUGCUUUAAUCACAAAAGCAGUUUGUUUCCCAAGGUAAUAUUCCUUAUUAGAUUCCACCCAGUGGGUCUCUUGUAUAAAACAAACCUGUAUUCUUUCCUCCCUGAUCAACUCUAUCAAAGCCUUUCUUUUUUGUGGACUAUUAAGACCCUGGGUGUUUAAUGUGAGCAUCCUAACCAUCCUUACUAUCCACUUCUAUCAUUAUUUCUUCGAUAACUGGGUUAAACAAACCAACACUUACAAACAAGAGCCUCUCCCGCUCUUUACACAUCCCUACCCCAUAGUCCUUAAUCUUCCCAUUAGGACUAACCACAUGCAAACCCUGCAUGUUCUCAGAAAAUACUGAAACUACAAACUGUAGCUACUCUUAACUAGGUGAAUCAGUCUGGCUUAUCCCAAUCGAGACAAUAUUAUUAAAAGACCUAUCUAUUUAAACAGAAGAGCAUCGGGAAGGAGAAGCAAAGCAGGGCAAAGGGAAAGCUGCCACUGCCACUUAUUGUUAGGAGAACAUCCUAGAAAGGAGAAGAAGAAAAAAAAAAAACCACCACCAACAUAUAUAUUCCUAGAUUAACUAUUAUUAUAUAUCAAUUACACUCUUUCUACACCUUCUUAUCAACCAAAGUGAUCAUUACAUUAGUCAUAUACAAUUAAUUAUAUUUAUAUUGUGCUUAAUGAUUCAAUCUAUGAAACAUCCCUUCUUAUUAGUUGUUUAAACUCCACAUCAUAAUUCUAGUGCUUACUAAUCAUUUAUCUUAUAUUGAUUAGUAUUCAUACUCAUUAUGUUUCCCUGUGACUUCCCAGAUUCAAUUCUGAUACAAUAACCAUAUAUAGGCUCAUGAAUAAUUUACCCCAAACCAACAUGUGCUUAUCCAUCAUCCAUUUUACCUUCAAUUUUCUAAGCGCGAACCCUUUAUUAAUUUCCUAUGCACCUAUACCACAUUUAGAUUAUCAUAGCACUUAUUGCAGCCCUUGUGUUAUCACACCAAAAAAUCCCAAUAACAGAAAUUUCCUUUUAUACUCCUUUAUCUAUCUAAAUUCCCACAUGUCUAUUAUUCAUAUCUUUACCAUUUAAUUAUCAGUGCUUACUGCAUUGUAACUAUAAAAUCCAAUACUUCCUUAGCUCACCAAAAAAAAAAAAAAAACCCUCAAUCGUCUAACUCCUUUUCUUCCAUUACGGCACCUCCCCUCUACCACUCCUCCCUCUCUCUCUAACUCAUUUUAUAUCAUUCUUUUGAAGCCAUAUUACAGCCUUUUGGGGCUCGUCCAAUGAAAUUAUAUCUUUCCCUCUCGUCACUAUUAACUUGACUGGGUAUCCCCAUUUAUAUCUUAUCAUAUUUUUCCUAAGGAUGUUAGUAACAGUUCCAAAAGCUUUUCUGUUUUGCCUGGUCUGCCAGGAUAAGUCUUGGAAUAAUUUCAAAUUCAUAUACAAGUAUUGAUCCUUAUUUUCCAAAUUUGUUCUAUGCUUAUUUAGAACUUGAUCUUUAAUCCAGAAUUCAGAUCAUUACGUCUCUAGAUACAGUCUCAGGCAAUCCUUUGGGCCUAGGGAGACGAUGGAAUCUGUCCAUUAUUUUUAUAUUAGGCUCCAUCUUCAGCCCUAACUCCUCGAAGAAAUUUAAUAAGUAUUCCUCUAAUUUUCCAUCCGAAAUUUGUUCGCUGAUACCUCUAAUCCGUAAAUUACUCCGUCGGCUUCGAUCUUCUAAAUCUGAUAGCUUUAGUUCCAUCCCAUUAUAUUUUUUAUCCAAUGAUUCAAUUUGGGAUUUUAACUCCGCCUGCAUAUAAUCCACAGCGUCUAAUUUUUCUUCUAUAUUCACAAUUUUCUGAUUUAGUAUACCAAUUUCUGCUUUGAUUUCUUGCACAUUGGAUUGUAUUACUGAAGUCAAUUUGUCACAUAAAAGCUGUUGGCUCUUUUCCAAUAUUUCUGAAAAUGUUUCUUGAAGCUCCUUACUAAUAAUUGCCUUCAUUUCUCCCUCUUCUCCUUGAAUAAACGACAUACCCUCUUCGCCGUCUUUCUUACCAGGAGAUUGUGUCACAAAAAAUUGGAUAGCCGUCUUAGCUCUUUACUUUCUUUUUUAUCCUUUUUUAGGGAUUUAUUUUCUGGGUUUUUCUUGGAGGUCAUUUUCAAAUGACCAGCUUAUCCCAUUCACCAACAGCGAUAUUAAAUAAGUAUUCUUAUAAGUGCUCUUAUUAUAUGUCAAUAUACCUUACUUAAUAAGAUUUCGGUUUACCAAACCAGUAAUGCCAGUAAUAUAGUAGGUGUAAUAGAUGGUUGUAUAUUAGGUAUAUUGAAUAUUAGCCAAUCCUUACUGACAGAACAUUCAGUCCCAGUAAGCAAGUAAUCUUAUUAGUCAGUUAAUGCAUAUCUUAUAGAAGAUCUUCAGGGAAAUGCAGAAAUAACUUCCACUCCUCUAUUAUUACGAGUUUUAGGAGCUUAGGAGAGCAACCCAAAGGUCUCCUUAUCACAGCCCACAGCAGGUUACUGCUUCAAAUAAACAAAUGCCCAGUCGUUUAUCUACUUUAUCAGUAGAUUUGAUCAGCCAGAUCAGCUUACUAUUGCAGCCGCACUCCCAGCUCACACUUCGUCUUCAAUACACUUCCCUGCAUUAGAGAGACAUCCCUCUCGCCUGUCCCAAUCUUUUUCCAGGCUGCCACCAAUUCCUCAGACGCUGCCGCCAUUCCUCACGCUGAUCUGCCUUCACUCCGCUUCUCCUCUCGUGGGACUUGCUCAGACCGCGCCACCGGAAGCGAGCGUGCGUGCGCUAUGUCAUCGCUCCCGCCCCCCGGUUCUGAAUAAACUCUAGAUUCUUUGACCUUGAUAAAUGAAUGUGCCCACUUUUUUGAAGCAUGUUUAAAUAUUUUUAAGAGUAAUUAAUUUAAUUCCCUGAAAGUUGCAAGGUUGGGUUGGGAGAACAAUUUCCCUGAAAGUACACUUCGUCUUUGUUACCCAACUGAGAGCUUCUUGUUUUUCUUUGUUUUGGUUUUGAAAUGGUGUCUCUGUCCUGGUGAUACCUGCAGGCAUUUUUUGUACAGUGAAAAUUACCAGGUCAUUGUCAUGAACAGCUUCGUGGUGGACAGGAUGCCAUUCAACUAUUUACAGGAUGUGUUUUUGCAUCAACAUACUUUCUUAGUGUAUAAGAACGGUAUUUCAGUAAGUUUCUGCCAGACAUGGCCUGUUGUACACUGAUGCUCUUGAGGACCUUGUUUGAAGAUUACUAAUCUUUUAUAUUGGUAAGAAUAAUUUUGGGGAUAUUGUUUUAUACUAAUUUAAAGGGGGAAUAAUCAUAUACCAAUACCAUAUAAAUACAUAUAUAUAUAUAUAUAUAUAUAUAUAUAUAUAUAUAUAUAUAUAUAUAUAUAUAUAUAUAUAUAUAUAUAUAUAUAUAUAUAUAUAUAUAUAUAUAUAUAUAUAUAUAUAUAUAUAUAUAUACACACACAUACAUAUACAGGGAGUGCAGAAUUAUUAGGCAAAUGAGUAUUUUGACCACAUCAUCCUCUUUAUGCAUGUUGUCUUACUCCAAGCUGUAUAGGCUCGAAAGCCUACUACCAAUUAAGCAUAUUAGGUGAUGUGCAUCUCUGUAAUGAGAAGGGGUGUGGUCUAAUGACAUCAACACCCUAUAUCAGGUGUGCAUAAUUAUUAGGCAACUUCCUUUCCUUUGGCAAAAUGGGUCAAAAGAAGGACUUGACAGGCUCAGAAAAGUCAAAAAUAGUGAGAUAUCUUGCAGAGGGAUGCAGCACUCUUAAAAUUGCAAAGCUUCUGAAGCGUGAUCAUCGAACAAUCAAGCGUUUCAUUCAAAAAGUCAACAGGGUCGCAAGAAGCGUGUGGAAAAACCAAGGCGCAAAAUAACUGCCCAUGAACUGAGAAAAGUCAAGCGUGCAGCUGCCACGAUGCCACUUGCCACCAGUUUGGCCAUAUUUCAGAGCUGCAACAUCACUGGAGUGCCCAAAAGCACAAGGUGUGCAAUACUCAGAGACAUGGCCAAGGUAAGAAAGGCUGAAAGACGACCACCACUGAACAAGACACACAAGCUGAAACGUCAAGACUGGGCCAAGAAAUAUCUCAAGACUGAUUUUUCUAAGGUUUUAUGGACUGAUGAAAUGAGAGUGAGUCUUGAUGGGCCAGAUGGAUGGGCCCGUGGCUGGAUUGGUAAAGGGCAGAGAGCUCCAGUCCGACUCAGACGCCAGCAAGGUGGAGGUGGAGUACUGGUUUGGGCUGGUAUCAUCAAAGAUGAGCUUGUGGGGCCUUUUCGGGUUGAGGAUGGAGUCAAGCUCAACUCCCAGUCCUACUGCCAGUUCCUGGAAGACACCUUCUUCAAGCAGUGGUACAGGAAGAAGUCUGCAUCCUUCAAGAAAAACAUGAUUUUCAUGCAGGACAAUGCUCCAUCACACGCGUCCAAGUACUCCACAGCGUGGCUGGCAAGAAAGGGUAUAAAAGAAGAAAAUCUAAUGACAUGGCCUCCUUGUUCACCUGAUCUGAACCCCAUUGAGAACCUGUGGUCCAUCAUCAAAUGUGAGAUUUACAAGGAGGGAAAACAGUACACCUCUCUGAACAGUGUCUGGGAGGCUGUGGUUGCUGCUGCACGCAAUGUUGAUGGUGAACAGAUCAAAACACUGACAGAAUCCAUAAAUGGCAGGCUUUUGAGUGUCCUUGCAAAGAAAGGUGGCUAUAUUGGUCACUGAUUUGUUUUUGUUUUGUUUUUGAAUGUCAGAAAUGUAUAUUUGUGAAUGUUGAGAUGUUAUAUUGGUUUCACUGGUAAUAAUAAAUAAUUGAAAUGGGUAUAUAUUUGUUUUUUGUUAAGUUGCCUAAUAAUUAUGCACAGUAAUAGUCACCUGCACACACAGAUAUCCCCCUAACAUAGCUAAAACUAAAAACAAACUAAAAACUACUUCCAAAAAUAUUCAGCUUUGAUAUUAAUGAGUUUUUUGGGUUCAUUGAGAACAUUGUUGUUGUUCAAUAAUAAAAUUAAUCCUCAAAAAUACAACUUGCCUAAUAAUUCUGCACUAUAUAUAUAUAUAUAUAUAUAUAUAUAUAUAUAUAUAUAUAUAUAUAUAUAUAUAAUAUAUUACAAUGCUCAAAAAAAUAAAGGGAACUCAAAAAUAACACAUCAUAGAUCUGAAUAUUGUUCUGAAAUACUUUGUUCUUUACAUAGUUGAAUGUACUGACAACAAAAUCACAUACAAAUUAAAAAAUGGAAAUCAAAUUUUUCAACCCAUGGAGGUCUGGAUUUGGAGUCACACUCAAAAUUAAAGUGGAAAAACACACUACAGGCUGAUCCAGCUUUGAUGUAAUGUCCUUAAAACAAGUCAAAAUGAGGCUUAGUAGUGUGUGUGUGUAGCCUCCAUGUGCCUGUAUGACCUCCCUACAAUGCCUGUGCAUGCUCCUGAUGAGGAGGCAGAUGGUCUUCUGAGGGAUCUCCUCCCAGACCUGGACUAAAGCAUCUGCCAACUCCUGGACAGUGUGUGGUGCAACGUGACAUUGGUGGAUGCAGCGAGAUAUGAUGUCCCAGAUGUGCUCAAUUGGAUUCAGGUCUGGGGAACGGGCAGGCCAGUCCAUAGCAUCAAUGCCUUCAUCUUGCAGGAACUGCUGACACACUCCAGCCACAUGAGGUCUAGCAUUGUCUUGCAUUAGGAGGUACCCAGGGCCAACCGCACCAGCAUAUGGUCAUACAAGGGGUCUGAGGAUCUCAUCUCUGUACCUAAUGGCAGUCAGGCUACCUCUAAGGAGCACAUGGAGGGCUGUGCGGCCCCCCCAAAGAAAUGCCACCCCACACCAUUACUGACCCACUACUAAACCGGUCAUGCUGGAGGAUGUUGCAGGCAGCAGAACGUUCUCCACGGCGUCUCCAGACUCUGUCACGUCUGUCACAUGUGCUCAGUGUGAACCUGCUUUCAUCUGUGAAGAGCACAGGGCGCCAGUCGCGAAUUUGCCAAUCUUGGUGUUCUCUGGCAAAUGCCAAACGUCCUGCACGGUGUUGGGCUGUAAGCACAACCCCCACCUGUGGAAGUCGGGCCCUCAUACCACCCUCAUGGAGUCUGUUUAUGACCGUUUGAGCAGACACAUGCACAUUUGUGGCCUGCUGGAGGUCAUUUUGCAGGGCUUUGGCAGUGCUCCUCCUGUUCCUUCCUGCACAAAGGUACAGGUAGCGGUCCUGCUGCUGGGUUGUUGCCCUCCUACGGCCUCCUCCACGUCUCCUGAUGUACUGGCCUGUAUCCUGGUAGCGCCUCCAUGCUCUGGACACUACGCUGACAGACACAGCAAACCUUCUUGCCAAAGCUCGCAUUGAUGUGCCAUCCUGGAUGAGCUGCACUACCUGAGCCACUUGUGUGGGUUGUAGACUCCGUCUCAUGCUACCACUAGAGUGAAAGCACCGCCAGCAUUCAAAAGUGACCAAAACAUCAGCCAGGAAGCAUAGGAACUGAGAAGUGGUCUGUGGUCACCACCUGCAGAACCACUCCUUUAUUGGUGGUGUCUUGCUAAUUGCCUAUAAUUUCCACCUGUUGUCUAUCCCAUUUGCACAACAGCAUGUGAAAUUGUCACUCAGUGUUGCUUCCUAAGUGGACAGUUUCAUUUCACAGAAGUGUGAUUGACUUGGAGUUACAGUGUGUUGUUUAAGUGUUCCCUUUAUUUUUUUGUGUGUGUGUAUAAUUAUUAUAACUAUGUAACAACAUUUUUGGGAAUCAAGGUAAAAUGCUACAGCUUAAAGUGUUCUAGGUUUAGAGUAAAACCACAUUACAUUGCAACAUUUUGACUUAAAUUCCCAAUAUUAAUUUUUCUUUUCUAUGUUUAUACAGAUCUGUGUGAUCAUGCUGUGCAUAUAGCUCACGAUGAACUUUGACCAACUGUGAUUCCAUUUAUUCACUUGGACCAGGAUGCUUCUCAUGUUUACAAAGGAGUCGAUAGUGGGAUAUAAAUAUAAACUAUGUAGCACAAUGUUCCCUCCUAUGUUUUUUACAUUAAAAAACAAAAACCUAUUUUGUACAUUUGGAGAGUUUUGUGUUUUAAUUCUUUACAUUUCCUAACCAGGGAACACCUUCUCCAGCAUCACUGUAUUGAGACUUGAUCCAGACAUUGUUUUAUUGGAGCUAUUAACUUUCAUCAUCCUGAAACUAUGUAUUUCUACAUUACUUCUGUGUAUGAACUCUUCAAGAAACAAUUUUCUUAUCAAGAUCUUCAUGAGACACUGUGAGGUCGGAGAGUGCUGCUCUAUAGGUUAGAUACACCUCCACAAUGCAAGAGAGCUUGGAAUUUUCUGUUCUGUCCUUGGAUAUCUUCAAAUCAUUUGUACUUGUUUUAUAUUUAUCAUAAUAAACUGCAAUUAAUAUUAAAAGACAAAACGUGAAUCUAAAAUUUUCUAUGAAACAACACAGGACAUAUUUUACAUUUUUUCCGAAGUAGUAAUGAGGCCGUCCAGAGAUACCAUAAAAGUAGUCAAUCAGGAGAGUGACUGGUAGAGG